Messenger RNA from Lactuca saligna, 2164 nucleotides. Lineage: Eukaryota; Viridiplantae; Streptophyta; Magnoliopsida; Asterales; Asteraceae. The record is from the annotation of a GenBank genome assembly.
CAAAUAUAAACUAAACAAUUUUGUUUAUCAUUUGUAAAAUUCAAGUCAAAUAAGAAAAAAUUGGUUCAUUUAUCCGAACCUUCUUUUAUUUACUUCGCUAUCAUACAAAAUAUAAUCCAUAUAUUCUAAUGGAGAUGUGUGGCCUACAACUCAACAUACACCCAAUUCAAAUGAUUUCGCACUAAAAAAGAUUAAAGAAUUUCAGCAAAGAACUUUGGUAGACUUCGUUCAUCCCACCAUGUGCAUAAUUCGAUAGACUUCAACCAAACGAAGACUUCCAAAAGCGAAUCCAUUGAUUAAUUCAAAAGCUACGUUGCUUUUCGGAGACAAUUCGAAUCCUCAAUUGUUGCUUUCAGGAAAGUAAUUGUGAACCGCAAAUGAUCCUGUUUCGCUUAAUUUAAUCCAGGUUUGUUUAUCUGAAUCAUUCAUCUAGAUUCAUCAGUUCAUCUCGUAGUUCCCUGUAAAAUUGCGGAUUAGAUCAAUUUCAGUCCAGUGCAGUCGAGUAUCAGUGCCUGACGCUUAAUUCAAUCUUCAUCGGUGGUUGUCGUUCGAUUGACUUUCGCAGAUCUAGGUUGAUCACUGUUCGUAAACCCAAACUUGCUUUGCUUAACAACUUAGUUGUUAGAGAUAAAUCGUUAGAUAUUCCGGUGUCGUAAGCCGUGGGUUGACGUACAUCUGUCGAAAACAAAUUUUGCCAUAGAAAGAUAACUUGAUUUGAUUCCGUUCGUAUUGGAUGGGGGGCAGAAGUUCAAGAGAGGAGCGUCCGACUGACAGACAGUCACCAUCGUUCCAGUCAACAUCAUCUUUUACUGGAAGUCAAUACGGAAACUAUCCUCAACAAUCUUAUUCAAAUCCGCCACAAGACGUUCAUAAUUAUCCUGUUCAUGAGGCUUAUCCUGCUUAUUCACAACCUUAUCAUGCACCCGCACCUGCACCAUCACCAUCACCAUCUGGUCAACCCCAUAGACCACAGAGGAGGCUUGACCGGAGGUAUUCAAGGAUUGCAGAUAAUUACACUUCAUUGGAACAGGUUACCGAAGCUCUUGCUCGUGCAGGGCUCGAAUCUUCUAACCUAAUUGUUGGUAUUGACUUCACUAAGAGCAAUGAAUGGACAGGUUCAAGGUCUUUCAAUAGAAAAAGUCUACAUCAUAUUGGAGAUGGUUUAAAUCCGUAUGAACAAGCAAUAACCAUUAUCGGGAAAACAUUAGCUGCCUUUGAUGAAGACAACUUGAUUCCCUGUUAUGGUUUUGGAGAUGCAUCAACACACGAUCAAGAUGUUUUCAGUUUUUAUCCGGAAGAAAGGUUUUGUAAUGGAUUUGAGGAAGUGUUGAGUAGAUACAGGGAAAUUGUCCCUCAUUUAAAGCUUGCAGGACCAACAUCAUUUGCCCCUGUCAUUGAACAGGCUAUGACUAUUGUUGAACAUACCGGGGGCCAGUAUCACGUGCUGUUAAUUAUUGCAGAUGGGCAGGUGACAAGAAGUGUUGAUACUGAGCCUGGUAAUUUGAGUCCACAAGAACAGAGAACUGUGGACGCCAUAGUUGAAGCAAGUAAGGUUCCACUAUCUAUCGUAUUGGUUGGAGUUGGAGAUGGGCCGUGGGAUAUGAUGAAAGAAUUUGACGACAAUAUCCCCUCACGCGAAUUUGAUAAUUUCCAGUUUGUGAAUUUCACAGAAAUCAUGUCCAAGAAUGUGGCUCCAAUCCGUAAAGAGACAGAAUUUGCUCUUGCAGCUUUGAUGGAAAUUCCUGCUCAAUAUAAAGCAACACUCGAACUGAAUAUAUUAGGGAGCCGCAAAGGAGUUUCGCCACAUAGGAUUGCCCUUCCUCCUCCAUCAUCUUUUAGCCGCCACUCAAAACCAUCACACUCAAGUAGCUUUCAAAAGGGGUCACAAUCUUAUUAUGACCAAACUACCCCUGCCCCUUCCCCUUCCCCUUCCCCUUCCCCUUAUUAUCAUCAAACUAGUCUUCCAAACAGGGCUCCACCUGCUCCUGCUCCUGCUCCUACUCCUAGUUCUACUUAUGACAAUCAGGUAUGCCCCAUUUGCCUUACUAACCCCAAGGAUAUGGCAUUUGGCUGUGGUCAUCAGACAUGUUGUGAGUGUGGAGAAACUCUACAGCAGUGCCCAAUUUGCCGAAGCUCAAUUGAAACAAGGAUAAAAUUAUACUAA